This is a messenger RNA of Periconia digitata, 1385 nucleotides long. NCBI's taxonomy places the organism in Eukaryota, Fungi, Ascomycota, Dothideomycetes, Pleosporales, Periconiaceae. The record is from the annotation of a GenBank genome assembly.
CUGCCACAUUUUCCAGUGCCGUGAACUCGCGAUACCUAUCGAAGCCCCACAGCAUGCAGAAGACAAGAUUCCUGGCAUUCGCAGUUGUUCUAAUCAGCUAUACAAUAUCCCCAGUGCUAGGUCAGCUUCCACCUUGUGCCCAAACUUGUUUCGAGACAGCUCUGCAGAACCAGAAUGAGUGCACGCCAGAUAACAUUCCAUGCAUAUGCACCUCGCCUUCUGUCAAUGCAGCAAUACAAGGCUGUGUAGGUACAACUUGUACUGUCCGGGAGGCUUUAGUUGCGGUCAACGGGACGAGCACAAUGUGCGGCGCCCCGACGCGCGAUAAAAGCGAUGUGUUGUUAAACGCUGCAAUUGCUUCAGGGGUUGUGGCCUUUGUGGCUGUCACCAUGCGUAUGAGCGUUGCAUUCAUGGCACGUAGUUUUAGGUGGGAUGAUGCAUGCGCGCUUGCAGCAUGGUUGACAUCCAUACCUUUGACCGUGCUACAAUUUAUCACGCCUGGUCUCGGUCUUGGAAGAGACACCUGGACGCUGGCACCAACGAACAUCACGAAAAUUUUGAAAUUAAUUUUCAUAUCGCAAGCGGGCUACUUCAUCUGCAUCGGCUUCACGAAACUGACUUUUCUGUCCUUCUUCCUCUACAUCUUUCCCUCCGAAGGCGUACGCAAAAUCGUGUUCAUUCUUAUGGGUAUCACUGUAUGCCAUUCUCUUGGAUUCGAGCUUGCUCUAAUCUUUGGCUGUAAACCAAUACACGCCACAUGGACUGGUUGGAUGAAAGAGGAGCCAAUCGACUAUUGUAUGAAUCAGAAUGCCUUUAUCUAUGCUGGAGCUGGAACCAAUCUCGCAAUUGACCUGGCGGUACUGGUGACGCCGAUUACUCAGCUGGUCAAGCUGAAACUUAGUCUCAGGAGGAAGCUCUUUCUGAUUUCCAUCUUCAGUGUUGGUGCCUUGACAAUGGUUAUAUCGUGCAUCCGCAUUGGGUCUAUCGCCACCUACGGCAACUCAGCAAAUCCCACAUUCGACAGCUUGGAAGCUGCUGUCUACUCAGUUGUCGAGCAGAACGUAGGAGUGAUAUGUAUCUGCAUGCCCAUGUUUAGGCGUUUCCUCUCCUCCAUCGCUCCAAAAUGCUUUGGCAGUUCGCACGACGAGUCAGAUUAUAAGUACCACAAUGAUGAUACGCCCAACGCCAGGAUUCCCGAUAGGAAAUCCAGUAGCAACAAACCAAAGAAGGCGACCUUGAGCGACAGUCUCUUUCAGUCACAUAUAACAAAAACCACGGAUACAAGAGUCACGUCGGAGCAGAUGGAAGAUGAGGUGUGUCUGGUUGAGCUGCAACAGGCGAGGGUUAAGGACGCACCAGUGGGUACGAAUCAUGCCGUAAUGUAA